UUUUUUUUUUUAUUCUCAUAAUGAGUUAUACACCCAUGGAUCUUGAUUCUUCUCUUGAUGAACUCAUCAAAAAGAGAAGAACUAAACAACAACCAAAGCCAACACCUAAUAAAAAGACACCUAUGAAACAAGUCAAAAAGAAACCUCAACAACAACAACAAAAACAACAAGUUCGACCCAACAUUCAGAUCCAAUCAAGCAAAGCAAAGAUAACUAAACCCAAUGCACCACAACGUAGUGGUAUUAAUGCACGAUUAUCUACAUCAAAAGCCUCAGGUCCUCUGUUUACUGCCAAACAUACAAAAGAACCAUCCAAAGCAGAUCCUUCUCAAAUCAUUAUCACAAAAGCUAUCUCUAAUCAACCUAAGAGACCUGAAGUCAAGAGUGUCUUGACAGGUCGCUUAGGAACACGACCAUCACCAAAACAAAUAUCACCAGAACCAAUGCGUAUGGACACAUAUAUACGUCCAGUUGAAGAAAGAUCCACUGAUUUCUCUAUUCGUGGUCGAUCCAACAUGGCCAAUGCUCGACCUCAAUUGUCCAUCAAAGGUGAGUCUGGUCCUACGACUGUAUUGGUGACUGGAUUGGAUCCUGGUGCCAAUUCAGAAGAUGUCAAGAUUGCACUGGAAGACUUUGGUAAUAUUUUGCACUGUGAAGUAUUAAGAGAUCGUGCAGGACGUUCAUUUGGAGAAGCAGAAGUGGAAUUCAGUACAAAAGGUGCAGCAUUAGACUGUAUUGCACGAUUGGAUAAUCAAAUGGCAGAUGGUAAAUUCUUGCGUAUCAUCUUGAGAGAACCAAAACCAAAACAAAGUUAUGCUGCUAAACAAAUUCGUUCUAUCAUUUCACCUUCUUAUGCUCCAUCUGGUAAAAUGCAUGCAGAUCAAAUGACAUCAAGAUAUGAUAUCACUCGUCAAUAGAUUUCUCUUUCUUUUUUAUAUAUAUAUAUGUGUGUAUAUAUAUAAAUCGUCUAUAACUCAGCUUUUUUCUUUU
Molecule: messenger RNA, 990 nt
Organism: Gilbertella persicaria
Lineage: Eukaryota; Fungi; Mucoromycota; Mucoromycetes; Mucorales; Choanephoraceae
Exons: 5
Coding region: 21-917 (298 amino acids)
Biological process (GO): mRNA export from nucleus
Cellular component (GO): nucleus
Molecular function (GO): mRNA binding
Source: RefSeq, a predicted model, not a curated record